AUGGAAAGCAUGACUACUUCGCGGCAAAAAAGGCAGACCGUGAUUAUCUUACUUGUAUUGGGAAGUUUCUUCUGCUUGAUAUGUGCGGAACCUCGGGGUGUGGAACCCCCAAUACGGGUAGACCUCCAACCACCUGAGGAAACUCAAACUCGUUCUGCAAGAAAUGUUCAGCAGAACUGGGUCACUAUGCCAGUCGAUCAUUUUGAUCCUCAAAAUACGGAAACUUUUCAAAUGCGUUUUAUGUACAACGAGGAAUUCUUUGGUGGAAACGGAUAUCCAAUUUUCAUCCUUGUGGGAGGUGAAUGGACUAUUGUUGAAGGAUGGUUGCGCGCGGGUAACAUGUUCGAAAUGGCCAGGGAAAACCGUGGAUAUCAGAUAUACACUGAACAUCGAUAUUACGGGCAAACGUUGCCUUAUCGAGAUUUUACAACAGAAAACCUGCAGUACUUGAACGUGGAUCAAGCUCUUGCCGAUCUUGCUUACUUUAUAAAUGAAAUGAAAAAACAACCUCGAUUCGCAGACAGUAAGGUUAUUUUAUACGGUGGCUCUUACGCUGCCAAUAUGGUUUUAUGGUUUAAGCAACGCUAUCCCCAUUUGGUCGAAGGAACGGUGGCCUCAAGUGGCCCGAUAUUGGCAAAAGUGGACUUUACCGGAUAUUUAGAAGUAGUUCACGAAGCUUUCCUUCUUGAAGGGGGUGAACAGUGUAUAGCAACUAUUAAACAAGGAAUAGAAGAUACAAUUUUAGCAAUGCAAACUGAAGAGGGUAAACGAGAAUUGGAGGCGGCUUAUAGAUUAUGUAAUCCUAUAGAUUACAACGACCGUUUUGAUCUUGGAUACUUCUCAGGAUUGAUAAGUUGGUCGUUCUCAACGUCGGUGCAGCAAGCCCGUCCAGGAACUUUGCUAACUAUUUGUAAUGACUUCGCCAGUGAAACCUACGGAGUGACACCGAUGCAAAAAAUAGGCGGUUAUAUUGCUACUACACGUUCUCUCGGUAAUAGCUGCUGGCAUAUGGAAUAUCAAGGAAUUCUAAAUGCUUACUCAGGAAAUACCAAUUCACGUGCGUGGUACUACCAGACGUGUACAGAAUAUGGAUAUUAUCAAACAGCUCCGACUUCUGGCACUGUAUUUGAUCCUCUCGUUUGGCUCAGUGUAGAAUUUUAUGUGGACAUUUGCAAACGUGUCUUCGAUGAACGGUUCGAUGAGGCAUUCGUUUAUGAUGCGGUAGAUCGUGUAAAUUUAAUAUUCGGUGGCCUGGAACCCAAAGUAAACAAUACUAUCAACAUUCAUGGCUAUAUUGACCCGUGGCGUGCUCUUGGUGUCUAUGAUAGAGAUUUAACAGAAACCUCGCCAACAUACACGGUCACAAGAGCAUCUCAUUGUUUCGACAUGCAAGGUUGGCUCCGGACGGAUACUAUAAGAAUGACAAACGCACAGCAGGCAGCAAGACGAUUGGUGGCUCGAUGGCUUUCAAAUACAUAAUUGUAAAAAUUAUACGUAUAU
Messenger RNA from Bombyx mandarina (wild silkworm), 1500 nucleotides. Its product is annotated as putative serine protease K12H4.7. Gene Ontology annotation, molecular function: dipeptidyl-peptidase activity; serine-type exopeptidase activity. The record is from RefSeq and is a predicted model, not a curated record. Lineage: Eukaryota; Metazoa; Arthropoda; Insecta; Lepidoptera; Bombycidae. Gene Ontology annotation, biological process: proteolysis.